Messenger RNA from Micropterus dolomieu (smallmouth bass), 1492 nucleotides. RefSeq names its product ATPase H+ transporting V1 subunit E1b (gene atp6v1e1b). The record is from RefSeq and is a predicted model, not a curated record. Gene Ontology annotation, cellular component: proton-transporting two-sector ATPase complex, catalytic domain. The transcript has 10 exons. The coding region runs from base 120 to 800 and encodes 226 amino acids. Gene Ontology annotation, molecular function: proton-transporting ATPase activity, rotational mechanism. NCBI's taxonomy places the organism in Eukaryota, Metazoa, Chordata, Actinopteri, Centrarchiformes, Centrarchidae. Gene Ontology annotation, biological process: proton transmembrane transport.
GUGACGUCGCACAUCAGCUGAUCCUCCGUAGACAUCUUUACGAGUCACGACUGCGGCGAUUAAUUCAUACAUCUUCGUUUGUGGUUUUCGGGCCGAGCGGAUCUUUGACAGCUGCAACCAUGGCGCUCAGCGAUGCCGAUGUACAGAAGCAGAUCAAGCACAUGAUGGCCUUCAUCGAACAGGAGGCCAAUGAGAAAGCAGAAGAAAUCGAUGCAAAGGCAGAAGAAGAGUUCAACAUCGAGAAGGGCCGUCUGGUCCAGACUCAGAGGCUGAAGAUAAUGGAGUACUACGAGAAGAAAGAGAAACAGAUUGAGCAGCAGAAGAAAAUUCAAAUGUCAAACCUGAUGAACCAGGCUCGACUGAAGGUGCUGAAGGCCCGGGAUGAUAUGAUCUCCGAAAUGCUGAAUGAGGCCCGCCAACGGCUCGUUAACGUCGCAAAAGACCCAGCCAGGUAUUCAGCUCUGAUGGACGGAUUGAUCUUACAGGGAUUGUAUCAGCUUCUGGAGCCGAAAGUGACUAUUCGCUGCCGUAAACAGGAUGUGCAGAUGGUACAGGCAUCCAUCCAGAGGUCUAUUGCUAUUUAUAAAGCAGCAGUGAAGAGCAGCAUUGAGGUCCGCAUUGACCAGGACAACUUCAUCCCCCCAGAUGUUUCUGGAGGUGUUGAGAUCUAUAACGGCAAUGGGAAGAUUAAGGUGGCCAACACCCUGGAGAGCAGACUGGAUCUCAUGGCUCAGCAGAUGAUGCCGGAAAUUCGAGUGGCUCUCUUUGGUGCCAACCCAAAUCGCAAGUUCAUGGACUGAGUAGUUCCACUGUAUUAGAGAAAAACUCUACUUUUAUUUUUUAUUUUGUCAUAUGAAAGACAAGUCAUUCCUCUGUGAAACCAAUUUGUGUAAUGUAUUGCUGUAUUUUUCUGUGCAUUAAGAGACAUGAUAGACGCUGCAACUCAACAUGACAGAUGUGCGUCAAGGGUACUGCGCAGCUGUAGUGACUGGUUUACUCUGCUGCUUCCCCUUUUGAGGGUCUCAGUUUACACUUAUUAGUCAGGGACGACGGGAUCCAGACUGGAUGGUUGACCAAUUGUCCUCUAAUUGGAUCAAUUUUCAGGACAAGCAUCUGUGUCACAGUUUUCCCAGUUUCAUUAACCUCUGCAACAUGUUAUAAGUUGCAUGGGGCAUUGUGUUGCUAAUGGGUGUCUGCUCCAACCAAUCACAGAGAAAAAAACCCUGCAUCCUAGAAACAAAACUGAAAACUGUACAUGACCUUACAGAGUUAUUUUUUUGACAUUACAUCGACUGUACGUUAUUCUGUCAUGAUUUAAACGAGUGGGAGUUAUCAUUCCAGAGGGUGCACUGUAUGUAUAUGAGGUUUCCAGAUUAAAUUAUACGUAUGUGUGGUUGUUGUUUUAUUGUUUGUUAUUUUCUUGUUUUGGUUGUGUCUCUGAAAAUGUUAUAUUGUGGAAAUGUAAAACAUAAUAAAAUAUAAAUCAGUAGUA